Messenger RNA from Penicillium pulvis, 681 nucleotides. RefSeq lists its product as uncharacterized. The transcript has a single exon. The coding region runs from base 1 to 681 and encodes 226 amino acids. The record is from RefSeq and is a predicted model, not a curated record. Lineage: Eukaryota; Fungi; Ascomycota; Eurotiomycetes; Eurotiales; Aspergillaceae.
AUGUCACCUCUAGACCUGAGUCUUCCCACGGCUCUCAUUCUUAUCGACAAUCAAAUCGGCUUCUGCGCUCCAGAAACAAUUUCUCACUGGGGAACCACCCGCUCCAACCCACGAUAUGAAACCAAUCUCCAGACUCUCUUAUCUACAUUUCGGACUGCACGAUCUUCAUCAUCUACUCUACUGGAAGUGAUCCAUAUCUACCAUUCUUCCGUGAUGCCUGGCAGUCCGCUGCACCCUUCUAAUAAUGGAAUCCGUCCGUUGGACUUUGCUACCCCGGCCUCUGACGGCUCGGAGCCUGUUUUCUGGAAAUCCGUCAACUCUUCCUUCAUAGGAACCAAUCUUGAAGCGCACCUGCGAGAGAAGGGUUUCAGGCAGCUUAUUGUUGCUGGGUUGACGACUGAUCACUGCGUCUCUACCACUGUACGCAUGGCGGCUAAUUUGGGUGUUGUGGAUCGCUUGCUUGAUGGGGAACCUGUUCAAAUUAAGUCGGACGGUACACAUGUGAAGGAUGUGCCUGUCGAUAAGGGACGGAUUGUUCUUGUGUCAGAUGCAACUGCAACUUUUGGUAAGGGUGGAUUUGAUUCUGAAACUAUUCAUAAGGUUUCUGCUGCUAGUCUUGAUGGGGAGUUUUGUGACGUUGUUGGAACAGAGGAUGUUGUCGAAGCCUUGAGGAAGGUUUGA